UGCAACCGUCAAGGCACACCACCACCCCGAUACCAACUCAUGUCCGAUCGCAGAGGUGGACGUACGGCGUGGAGCUGUGUCGUCACGGUGCACGGCGUCGAGGUUCCUGCGCGCUUUUGGUACGAUGGACCAUGGAUCAACAAUGCCUGUGAAGAUGCCGCCGAGCGGGCCCUG
Molecule: messenger RNA, 174 nt
Organism: Zymoseptoria tritici IPO323
Lineage: Eukaryota; Fungi; Ascomycota; Dothideomycetes; Mycosphaerellales; Mycosphaerellaceae
Exons: 2
Source: RefSeq, a predicted model, not a curated record